Apis mellifera (honey bee) is the source of this 958-nucleotide messenger RNA. RefSeq names its product non-structural maintenance of chromosomes element 1 homolog (gene Nse1). Gene Ontology annotation, biological process: double-strand break repair via homologous recombination; DNA damage tolerance. The record is from RefSeq and is a predicted model, not a curated record. Gene Ontology annotation, cellular component: Smc5-Smc6 complex; nucleus. Gene Ontology annotation, molecular function: ubiquitin-protein transferase activity. Bases 143 to 904 code for a protein of 253 amino acids. Lineage: Eukaryota; Metazoa; Arthropoda; Insecta; Hymenoptera; Apidae. The transcript is spliced from 7 exons.
GUGGACCGAGUUUGACACGUAUUCGCGCACUAUUCUGCUACUGAAACGUUCUAUUCCGCGUAUCAGGCUCAGGGUCGCGGCCUCGCGCCCUCGCGAUACAACUUGUACUAUGCAGUAGAUAGUUCUGAUGUAUAAAUAAAACAUGGUUUAUACCAAUAACCACAAAAUAAUUUUACAAAUACUUAUGAAUGAAGGUUUUUUAAAUGAAAAUAAAGCAAAAGAAUUCGUUAUCAAAUUAUUUAAUGAUGAUAAAGUAUCAAUAAUAAUAAAUCAAAUAAAUGAGCAAUUACAACCUUUAAACAUGUUAAUUAAAAAAGCAUGGUGUGAAAUUACAGGCCAGAUAUAUUGGAUUUUAAUAAGCACUGUAUUUGAUGAAAUAACCAGGUUUCAAUCUGAAUUUUCAAAAGAUCAAUUAGCUUUAUUAAGAACUAUAUUUUCUGAAAUUAUAACAUCAAAUAAUGGAUGUAUACAAAGUACAAUAUGUUUAAAUUUAUGUUCUUUACCAGAUGUAAAAAUAUCAAAAGCAAAAGCUGAAGAAUUUCUUGAUGAUAUAGUUAAUAGAAAGUGGUUAGCUUAUAAGGAUGGUUAUUAUUAUAUGGGUGUAAGAAGUAUAACAGAAUUAAUGCCAUAUUUUAGAGCUACUUAUGAAAAUAAUUUAAAUAUUUGUAAUCUUUGCAAACAAAUUAUUUUUCAUGGUAAAAAAUGUAAUAAUUGUGAAACUUUUUUUCAUUUAUAUUGUUUAAAGAAAUUUAUUAUGAUUUAUAAUUCCAUAAAGUGUUCUAAUUGCAAUACAGUGAUUUCAGAUAUUGAUUUAUCUGGUAUAUCAGAUGACUGUGAUCUAGCAGAAGAAAGUGUGGAUAAAAUAAAAUUAUCUAAUAAAAAAUUCUCAAGAAGAAAAAAUUAAAUAUAAUUAAACUGUAAAAGAUUUUUUAUAAAUAUAUUUUAUUAUCGUAAAUAA